Messenger RNA from Mangifera indica (mango), 705 nucleotides. Its product is annotated as major strawberry allergen Fra a 1-2-like. Gene Ontology annotation, cellular component: nucleus; cytoplasm. The transcript has 2 exons. The coding region runs from base 48 to 512 and encodes 154 amino acids. The record is from RefSeq and is a predicted model, not a curated record. NCBI's taxonomy places the organism in Eukaryota, Viridiplantae, Streptophyta, Magnoliopsida, Sapindales, Anacardiaceae. Gene Ontology annotation, biological process: abscisic acid-activated signaling pathway; defense response. Gene Ontology annotation, molecular function: signaling receptor activity; protein phosphatase inhibitor activity; abscisic acid binding.
UCAAAGCUCCUUACAAUCAGUAAACUUUUAUACUUAAGGUAAUAAUCAUGGGUGUCACCACAGGUGAAUUUGAGGUCGCUAGUGUCCUCCCACCGGCCAAAAUGUUCCAGGCCGCGGUCCUUGACGCUGAUCAGCUGUUCCCCAAGAUUAUGUCCCAAGCUAUUAAGAGUGCUGAACUCAUUGAGGGCAAUGGAGGGGAUGGAAGCAUCAGGAAAGUUAACCUUGUUGAAGGCGACUCUUACAUGAAGCACAAGGUUGAUGCACUGGACAAAGAAAAAUUCGUAUACAACUAUACCAUCUUUGAAGGGGACACCUUGAAUGGCAAAUUCGAGAAAAUUGUUUACGAGACCAAGUGGGAGUCGUCUCCUGAUGGAGGUUCCAUCUUCAAGUCCACUGUCACAUUCUACACCUUGCCCGGCUUUGACGUCCCCGGGGAGAAUUUGAUUAACAAGGCAAAAGAAAAGACAACCGUCAUGGUCAAGACUGUUGAAGCAUACCUCCAGGCCAAUUGAUAAGAUGUUAUGUGUUUGCUUUUCUGAAGUUAAUUUUUUUUGUGUGCUUUGCCAUACGAGUUGCCUAAAAUAAGUGGCUUGUGGAUCAUUAUUCAAAUAAGACCUGAGAGUGGUAAAAGUGACUUGUUAUCUUAACAUCUCUUACGUAUUUUUUAAGCUUUCAUGAGAAUGAAUGUAUAAGGCUUCGAUCAAA